This is a messenger RNA of Amphibalanus amphitrite, 2888 nucleotides long. RefSeq names its product glucose dehydrogenase [FAD, quinone]-like. Gene Ontology annotation, molecular function: flavin adenine dinucleotide binding; oxidoreductase activity, acting on CH-OH group of donors. NCBI's taxonomy places the organism in Eukaryota, Metazoa, Arthropoda, Thecostraca, Balanomorpha, Balanidae. The record is from RefSeq and is a predicted model, not a curated record. The transcript has 9 exons. The coding region runs from base 1 to 2631 and encodes 876 amino acids.
AUGGGAAGCUACUUCGUCAAAAUUAUCAUCAGAAUAGCAAAAUGGAUCGUGAAGAAGUUACUGGUGAUCGCUUUGUUUGUGCCGGUCGAGAAUCCAAACCACAUCGUCUACGACAAGCCACUGCUGGAGGAGUACGACUUUAUCGUAGUGGGCAGCGGCGCCGGCGGCUCGCCGCUGGCCUCCCGCCUCUCGGAGGAUCCCCACCACUCCGUGCUGCUGCUGGAGGCCGGGGGCGCCGGCUCCGGAUUCGCCGACUGGCCCCUCUUCACCACACUCAUCUAUAACGUUAGGAAGUACGACUGGACCUUCCACAACGUCCGAGACGAGGGCUACUGCAUCGGGUACAAGAAACAGCAAUGCACGCUGAACCGCGGUAAGAUGCUGGGCGGCAGCACGGGCAUCAACGGCAUGAUGUACGUCCGAGGCAACAAGAACGACUACGACCAGUGGGAGCGGCUGGGGAACCCCGGCUGGGGCUUCCGCGACGUCCUGCCCUACUUCAUACGCUCCGAGGACAACCAGGACCCGUACCUCCGCCAGAGCCCCUACCACGGCGUGGGCGGCUACCUGCCCGUCUCCUCCGCCCGCUACCUGUCCGGCCUCGCCGGAAUCUGGAUACAGGCCGCCCGGCACCUGGGCUUCGAGAUCGGCGACAUCAACGGCGACCGGCAGAUCAGUGAGUGUGGCGUGCAGGAGCUGCUCUGCAGUGGGUUUAUGAACAGCCAGUCGACCACCAAGCUCGGCGAGCGGUGGUCGGCGGCCCGAGCCUUUCUGCGGGCGGCCUCGCACCGGCCCAACCUCAACAUCCUGAUCCACAGCCACGUGACACGCGUUAUCAUCGACCCGGUCAGCCGGCGGGCGCGCGGUGUCGUCUUCUACAAGAACCGGCGGCGUCACGUGGUCUGGGCGCGCAAAGAGGUCAUCCUCAGCGCCGGCGCGUUCGCGUCGCCGCAGCUGCUCAAACUGUCAGGCGUCGGGCCCUGCGCGGAGCUGCGGAAACACGGGAUCCCUUGCAUUCACGAUCUGCCCGGAGUCGGUGAGAACAUGCAGAGCCACUUCGGCAUCGGAGGAAUCGACUUCCUAACAAAGAAAAAGCCUGGCCUGACGCUGGCACAUUUCAUCAACCUGAAAUCGCUGCACAAUUAUGUGAAGCACAGAACCGGUCCUCUGGCAUCGUACCUGCUGCUGGAGGGCACCGGGUUCGCGCACUCGGGUGUGGACAACACGUCCGUCAGCUCAGACUGGCCGGACCUGCAGUUCCUGUUCUACCCGCUCCACCUGGCCACCGACGGCGGCCUUCUGUUCAGGAUCAUCCUCGGCAUGUCGGAAAAGUUAUGGAUAAAGCGGUUCAAGCCAGCCAAGUUCAAGCCGGGAUACCGGAUUGUUCCGGUGAUGCUGCACCCGCGGAGCCGCGGCCGGGUGGUGCUGCGCUCGCGGAACCCCUGGCAGCACCCGGACAUCUUCCUGAACCUGUUCGACGACCCGCGCGACCUGGCCGUGCUGCGCGAGGGCGGUCGGCUGGCCGAGCGGCUCGGCCUCUCUGCUCCGUUCCGCCGGGUGGGCGGCCGCCUGCAGCCGGCCCCCAACCCCUACUGCCACCUGCACCCGCGCGGCGGGCCCGACUGGUGGGACUGCUCCAUCCGCGUGUUCGCAGAGACCAUCUGGCACGAGACGAGCACGUGCGCCAUGGGGCCGGCCUCCGACCUGGCCGCCGUGGUGGACAACCAGCUGAGGGUGUACGGGAUCUCUGGUCUGCGCGUGGUGGAUGCCUCCGUGAUGCCGCGCAUCACGUCCGGCAACACGAUGGCACCGACCAUCAUGAUCGGGGAGAAGGCGGCCGACCUGAUCCGCGCCCACUGGCACGCAGUCAGCCUCGGCAGGGACCCGGAGCGCUUUGUGGAGAGGUACGCGCUCCAUCCGCACCAGCACGGCCUCUACACGCCACAGGGCGCGCACCUAGACACGGAGGAGGUCCUCACAGAGGACUGGUGGGAGAGGGAAGGCAGAUUCUCAGCGGAGACAGUGCAGCAGGAGGCCGCUAUAUCAGAAACGUCAUGGGAUGAAUAUGGUCCAUCAGAAAUGUCCCAGAAGCAGAACAUCACCUCAGCAGUUACUUUGGAACAGGAAGGUGCCUCCACAGCGGUGGCUCUGGAGCAGGAGGGUGCUCUGUCAGAUUUGUCUCAGGAAAAUUCCUUCUCAGCAGCACACCCGAAGCAGGAGGAAGCUCCCUCAGGAGAAGCCUUAGGACAGGAGGUCGAUCCAUCAACGACCUUCUCCAAUCAGGAGGCUGUUCUUCCGGCGGCGUCUCAGGAUCAAGAGGACGCUCUUCCAGCGGUACCUCAAGAGCAGGGUGGCACUCAUCUAAGUGCGGAGAUGGUGUCUGGAGAGGAACACCAACAGCAGCUACAGCCACAGCAGCAGCUACAGAAGCUAGACUGGCUGCACGGUCAGCCAUACGAUCAUCUUUCAGAGAACCCACCGGACGACGGCCAGGACGAGCAGAAGCUGAGGCAGAUUGAGCGACUGCUGCAGCUGGACGUGAGAGAGGAAGAUGUACGACAAACCGAGUUUGGGCGACUGGGUGCGGUCAUAGACCGGCUUCACCAGCGACUGGAGGCGCUGCAAGGGUAGGGCUGGGCUGGUCCACCAGGGUUUAGAUGCGCGGCAGACAAACGAUAAGGAUGAUCAGACCAGAAAGAGCAGCCGAAAUGUAUAUUGUAAAACGGUGCCCGAAAACUGUGACUUUAUUCGCAUCCGAAAGUGUCCAUCCAGUGGCAACCAAUCGCGCUGCGGCCCGGGUGCACCCGCAUUUGUGGUAUAGUAUAGUGGAAUCGAUAUAUCUUAAUGAUCGUGACUUAUGAAUGAAUAAUACAUAUAACUGCGGCGCC